This is a messenger RNA of Trichoderma atroviride IMI 206040, 2426 nucleotides long. RefSeq lists its product as uncharacterized. Gene Ontology annotation, molecular function: transmembrane transporter activity. Gene Ontology annotation, biological process: transmembrane transport. The record is from RefSeq and is a predicted model, not a curated record. NCBI's taxonomy places the organism in Eukaryota, Fungi, Ascomycota, Sordariomycetes, Hypocreales, Hypocreaceae. Gene Ontology annotation, cellular component: plasma membrane.
CCUUUCUAUAUAAUCAGUGGCAUCCCCUAUCCUGGACAGUCCCUGAAUAGUCCAUUCUCCUUCAUUCCAUCCCUUUUCACCUGUCCAGUCGGUUCUGUUCUGUCUCCCUAUCAAAGGCGACGAAAACGCGGCUCUGCAAAGCUUUGAGCUGGAGACGGGCAAGGCGGGAUAAGAAGAAAACUCGAAAUAGAUUGCCACGAGGUGUCGCCACGCGAAAUCUCCACUAAAAAGUCUCAGUCAAAUCCAGCCCGUCUGCUGUUUCACGGCCGGCCGACGCCUCGUUAUGGCUGCUGAUCAAGCCACAACGCCCAGCGGGCGAAUCAGCUCAGACGACACAGUCGAUGCUGCGCACAGCAGCGACGGCGAGCUCAAGGGUGUCGAAGCUGGUGUUGGUGUUGAUACCAGCAGAGGAUUGGGAGACAAGGAAAUUGGCAUCUCGUCAGUCGAAAAGGAGGAUGAGGCAUCGGCGUCGGCAUCAACAACGACUCCCGCUGUCGAGGGACCUCCCACGCAGCAGCCGCCAGCAGAUGAGCCCGAGGCUGGACGGACAAAGGUCGAGACCGCCCUCGUCAUCUUCGCCCUGUGUCUGGCGCUGUUCCUGGCCGCUCUGGACAUCACCAUCAUCACCACCGCCAUCCCGACCAUCUCCAACCACUUCAACUCCAGCGCCGGCUACGUCUGGAUCGGAAGCGCUUACAUGCUUGGCAACGCCACGUUCGUUCCGACAUGGGGCAAGAUUUCCGACAUCUUCGGCCGCAAGCCCACCCUCAUCGCUGCCGUUUCCAUCUUCUGGAUUGGGUCGCUGGUAUGCGCCCUGAGCACCAGCAUGGGCAUGCUGAUUGCUGGCCGUGCCAUUCAGGGUGUUGGCGGUGGCGGCGCCAUCGUCCUGCCCAACAUCUGCGUCUCCGAUCUCUUCUCUAUGCGCAAGCGCGGCAUGUACUUUGGCAUCUUUGGCAUGAUUUGGGCCCUUGCUUCAUCCAUCGGACCUAUUCUCGGUGGUGUCUUCACCAGCAAGGUCUCUUGGCGCUGGUGCUUUUAUAUCAAUCUGCCUUUGAGCGGCGUUGGACUCAUCAUCCUCAUCUUCGUUCUCAAGUUGCACAACCCUCGCACGCCCAUCAAGCAGGGACUGGCAGCCAUUGAUUGGCUUGGUAAUCUUCUCAUCAUUGGCGGUACACUCAUGCUGCUCUUUGGACUCGAGUUUGGCGGUGUUCAGUUCCCCUGGGACUCCGCUGCCGUCAUUUGCCUACUCAUCUUUGGCGUCGUAACAAUCGUCCUCUUUGGCAUUUAUGAGGCCCGUUUCGCCAAGUAUCCCGUUAUGCCCGCUCGGCUUUUCCGUGAUAGGACCAGCAUUGCCGCUUACGGCGUCUCUAUCUUGCAUGCCAUGACAUUCAUCUCCGGCAGCUACUGGCUUCCCUUGUACUACCAGGCUGUUCUGGGCGCUUCGUCUCUUCUCUCUGGUGUCUAUCUCCUGCCAUACGCCUUGUCUCUAUCCGUCUUGUCGGCCGCAACGGGCAUCUUCAUCAAGAAGACGGGCAACUACAAGAUCCCCAUCAUAUUUGGACUCAGCUUCAUGACCCUUGGUUUUGGUCUCCUUAUUGAUUUGGGUGCCAAUGCAAACUGGGCCAAGAUCAUCAUCUUCCAGAUCAUUGCCGGUAUUGGUGCUGGCCCCAUCUUCCAGUCUCCUCUCAUUGCCCUUCAGACCAACGUUGAGCCGCGCGAUAUUGGAGCCGCUACUGCCAGCUUCCAAUUUCUGCGUCAGCUUGGAACGUCCACCUCUGUUGUCAUUGGCGGUGUCAUCUUCGACAACGAGAUGCAAAAGCAGCAGGCAUAUCUGAUUCGCGAGCUUGGGCCCGAGCUGGCCAGCAAGCUUUCCGGUGCCGAGGCCGCGUCGAGUGUGUUUUUAGUCGCCGGCCUGAAGGGUCACCAGCGAGACGUUGCCAAAACCGCCUACUGGAACUCCAUGCAGAAAAUGUUCAUCGCCUACACCUGUUUCAUCUUUCUUGGCCUCCUCAUUAGCUUCUUUAUCAAGCAGAAGACGCUCAGCAAGCAACACACUGAGCACAAGACGGGUCUUGCAUCGCUUAAGCAAGAAAUGAAGCAGAAGCAGCCCGAUGCCGAGAAGGCUGUGGGCGCUACUGAGGAAAAAUGAAAACAACAAAAGCAUACAUGUCCGCUUUUCGAUACCAAUUUUUUUUAAUGCCUCGUUUUUUUUUUUCUAUCUCACAUUGGAUUACGGCGUUGAUGAUACUUUUGGAAAAUGGGAAGAUGAAUGGAAGAAGACUUUUGGCGCUUCACGACAAUAGAUGUCCUUUUCAACAUGCCUCUUCUCUUGGCUAUAUUGCUGUUUUGCUGUAGAUUUUGCAUAUAGGCUAAGACCAACACCACUAUAUAAUGAUGUCAAUAAAAAGAAAUGAGACACUUGACGA